Messenger RNA from Phlebotomus papatasi, 533 nucleotides. It is a transcript of the gene RpL23, whose product is annotated as 60S ribosomal protein L23. Gene Ontology annotation, molecular function: structural constituent of ribosome; large ribosomal subunit rRNA binding. Lineage: Eukaryota; Metazoa; Arthropoda; Insecta; Diptera; Psychodidae. Gene Ontology annotation, biological process: translation. Gene Ontology annotation, cellular component: ribosome; cytosolic large ribosomal subunit. Bases 73 to 495 code for a protein of 140 amino acids. The transcript is spliced from 3 exons. The record is from RefSeq and is a predicted model, not a curated record.
GCAAUACCACGACUUCCGGCAGCCAUUGUACUUUCUUUCCAAUCGUUCUGUGUGUGAGAAAACGUGCUCACUAUGUCUAAGAGAGGACGAGGAGGUUCCGCAGGAGGAAAAUUCCGGAUAUCCCUUGGUUUGCCAGUCGGUGCCGUGAUCAAUUGCGCCGACAAUACAGGUGCUAAGAAUCUGUACGUGAUUGCAGUGCAUGGCAUCAAAGGACGUUUGAAUCGCCUUCCAGCGGCCGGUGUUGGUGACAUGUUUGUAGCCACGGUGAAGAAAGGCAAGCCUGAGCUGAGGAAGAAGGUGAUGCCUGCCGUUGUCAUCCGGCAGCGUAAACCCUUCAGAAGGAAGGAUGGUGUCUUCAUUUAUUUUGAGGACAAUGCUGGUGUUAUUGUAAACAACAAAGGCGAAAUGAAAGGAUCCGCUAUUACGGGGCCAGUGGCCAAAGAAUGUGCCGAUCUGUGGCCACGUAUUGCCUCAAACGCCAGCUCUGUUGCUUAAGCAUUGAAUAUGAGAAUAAAAUCCGCUCAUAAAAUAAA